AACAUAAUUGAUAGUUACGGUUUUUUGUCUAGUGUUUUUGUUAUAAGGUCUACAAUUAUUGAAGAGUAGGUGAAUUUGUUACUCCUCUUUGUAAAAAAAAAAAUUUAAGUCUAAAGGGACUUCUACCAGAUCACACUUUUUCGCCUAAACAAUAAUCGAUAAGAAUCCAGACAUUAAGAUUACUUUAGCACUAAGUUUAAGGAAAUUUUUUUUUUUUUUUUUAAUCAAAAGCCCAUUUUAUAAAUAUUGUAUUCUGUCAUUAUCAUACGUAUCAAACAAAAAUGUUGAAAUUUGUAUGUUUUUUUAUCAUUUUCGCUGUUGAUACAAAUGAAGUAAACAGCUUAUUUUUUACUACACCUGAUGUAAACCGAACCAUAAUUCUUUAUACUGGUAACUUUUUGAUGAACAAUAUUACAACAGGUGUAAAAUUAUCAAAAGUGGGUAAUAAUUUGAACUUUGAAUGGACGGAAGAAUUCAACAAUAAAAACAAUUCUUUCAAGGCUUACGUAAAUUAUUUUUUUGCAAAUUCUGGAAUACGCGAAAUUGUAACUGUCCCUAAUAUGUGUAACACUUAUAAAGAAGACAGUUUACAAUAUUUUCUUCAACUUUUGAUCUUAAAAGGAUUUGCAAAUACAUUCAAGUGUCCAAUUAAAAAGGGAUCAACGAGCACUUUUGAAAUGCCAUAUACUUAUACGUAUACAACUAAAAAUCAUGCUUGUGGACCCUUUUAUGCAAUGUACAAUAUUUUUAAAUUAAAUCCAAAAAAACCUAAAAUUACUCCAGCACUAUUUGUUGCUACAUUCACAGGACAUAUAUCUGGUGCCAAUUGUUAUCCGAAAAUAAAAUAUAAUCAUUUAAAUUAAUUUUAACUUUAAUAAUUUGUAAUUAUUAUAAAAUAUAAUAAAAUAAACAAAAUAAUAUA
This is a messenger RNA of Leptopilina boulardi, 922 nucleotides long. RefSeq lists its product as uncharacterized. NCBI's taxonomy places the organism in Eukaryota, Metazoa, Arthropoda, Insecta, Hymenoptera, Figitidae. The transcript has 4 exons. The coding region runs from base 282 to 863 and encodes 193 amino acids. The record is from RefSeq and is a predicted model, not a curated record.